This is a messenger RNA of Pseudonaja textilis, 389 nucleotides long. The record is from RefSeq and is a predicted model, not a curated record. Lineage: Eukaryota; Metazoa; Chordata; Lepidosauria; Squamata; Elapidae.
CAUGGUGAUCGAGGUGGUGGUGCCGCUGGACAGCUCCGGCUUGGCCCGGUUGCUGCGGGACCCUCAGGAAAGUUGCCGGACCUUGGUGCUGGACUGCCGGCCAUUCCUGGCUUACUGCCAGGCGCACCUGCUGGACGCCCGGCCGGUGCAUUGGAACGGGCUGCUUCGGCGACGGUCGCGGGGCCGGAGCGGCGUCAGCUUGGAGUGGCUGGUACCGGACCGGGCGCUCCUGGCUCGGCUCCGCAAGGGCGAAGUGGCGCACCUGGUGGUGCUGGACGAAACCGGCGGGUCCGUCUCGGCUCUGCGGCCCGACAGCCUUGCCCGGCUGCUACUCAACGCGCUGCUGCGGGAGGAGAGGGCCGCCGCCUCGCACAUUUACCUGCUGCAAG